Capsella rubella is the source of this 1269-nucleotide messenger RNA. RefSeq lists its product as uncharacterized. The record is from RefSeq and is a predicted model, not a curated record. Bases 1 to 1269 code for a protein of 422 amino acids. The transcript has 2 exons. Lineage: Eukaryota; Viridiplantae; Streptophyta; Magnoliopsida; Brassicales; Brassicaceae.
AUGUCUCCGCAACUCGGCCCUGUUGACUCACGUCCAAACGAGGAGCUCGACGAAGAGCCCCUUACUAACGACUCGACCUUCAACGAAAGGAUCGAGGAAGAAGUCCGUCAAAUGGAUCUCCCGGCACCAGUCGAAACCACCGCGUGUCCUCAAACUGGCGAAGUGGAGGGCAAUACGACCGCCCCUCGAAGGCCCGAAGGUCAGCCCACGGACGAGCCACAGCUCGCUCAGGUCGCCCCAUCGGGCCCACCGGUUCAGCAAACCGUAUCGAUGGACGACCUGCGCAUAGUGUUCGGAAGCAUGACGAAAGACAUCUACGACCGAAUCGCGGCAGCCGACCACCGAAUGGAUACGAUCAUGCGUAAUCGUACGCCGGAAUCUAACGGGCAAGACGUAAGUCUCGACGUCCUCGCCCCCGGUCCGGUCGGAGGAUGCACGGUACGUCCUCCAGUGUCAGUUGGCCGCUCAUGCGUAAGACCUACGCCAACCGGGACUCGACCCCGAGCAUUGGUAACAGCGUCCAGCCAACCUGCGGACGCGCCCAGCUCCGGUCGAAAUCGGGAUCUGGAAGAUCUGUACGCAAGGAUAGCCGACAUAAACUCUCAGGUCCAUCGGGUCUCCAGCUCGGCCCCUGAAAUCGACCGUAUGUUCGAAGAAACACAGCGAACUCCCUUCACGAGCCGCAUCACUCAAGCCCGAAUUCCGCAUAUCAAAUUCAGGCUGCCGACGUACGACGGGGAUAAGGAUCCACGUACCUUUAUGACGGCGUUCAUGGCCGCAGUCACAAAAGCACACUUCUCCGACGAGGAGAAGGAUACAGGACAUUGCCAGUUAUUCGUCGAAAGUCUGACCGGCAAUGCACUCACCUGCAUCGAUCUCUGGGACACAACUCAGGAAGCCGGCGAAACUCUGCAACAGUACUUGGUGCGAUUCAAGAAUUUGCUGGCUAAAGUAUCAGUCCCAGAGGAUGCCGCUUUAGCCGCAUUCCGCAAGGGGCUCAUUCCAGGAUCGUCCCUGCGAAAAGACUUGGCCAUCCGUGAGCCGAAAGAUCUCGACGACGCGCUACAUCGUGCGUCCAGAUACGCGCUUUUUGAAGAAGAAGAUGCCAAACUAGCGGCGAAGUCUGGGGCAAACCGUCCUACACCCCAAGACCGAAAACGUGAAGACUACCGGGAACCACGUAAGCAUUAUGAGGGAAAGGAAGCUUCGCGCGGCGCAAUUAGUGCGAUCUCAGAAGAAGCCAGUAACCAAAAAACGUCGUCCAAAUAA